Messenger RNA from Alternaria triticimaculans, 975 nucleotides. RefSeq lists its product as uncharacterized. The coding region runs from base 1 to 975 and encodes 324 amino acids. The transcript has 3 exons. Gene Ontology annotation, cellular component: cytosol; TRC complex. The record is from RefSeq and is a predicted model, not a curated record. Gene Ontology annotation, molecular function: protein binding. Lineage: Eukaryota; Fungi; Ascomycota; Dothideomycetes; Pleosporales; Pleosporaceae. Gene Ontology annotation, biological process: protein insertion into ER membrane.
AUGGCUUCCAAGAUCGAAAAGACGCUUGCGCGACAACGUGAAAAAAUCGCCGAAGGCCAAUUCUACGAAGCCCACCAACAACUCCGCGUAAUCGCAUCCCGCUACACCAAAGCCUCCGAUUGGGCAUCCGCAACCUCCAUCCUACAUUCUGGCGCGCUGUCACUUCUUCAGGCAGGACAAGGUGGCUCGGGCGGUGACCUAUGCAUAUUCCUCCUCGACGUAUACAACAAGGGGGAGGUGAAGGUAGACGCAGAGAGCAAAGGACGACUACUAGGCCUACUACGCGCCUUUCCCAAAGAUGAGCCUACAAAGAAGAAGUUCGUAGGCGAGAUGGUAGCAUGGAGUAGUCGAUUUGGCGACUAUCCCGCCGGCGACCCAGAGAUACAUCAUGUCGCGGGAGGACUAUACGCUGAAGACCUCGAACCCUACGAAGCAGAACGCCACCUCCUCCUCGGCACCCAAGACUCCGCCUCCACCCUCUCCUCCCUCCACUACUCCUGGUACACCUCCGACGCGCCCCACACCGCGCCCCUCUACCUCGCCCGCGGCACCCUCCCCUACCUGCUCACAGGAAACCUGCGCGCCGCAAACAAACACUACCUCCUCUUCACCUCGUCCCUGCAACGCGCGCCAAACCCGCCCACGCAGCCCGUUUCUACAAAAGCCUCCGACUUCACCGUAUACCCUUCACUACCGCUGUUGAACUUCCUGGGACUGUUGUUGCUGAGUGUAGAGCGCGGGGACCCGAGUUUGUGGAGGCAGCUCAAGAGCCAUUAUGCGGGGGAUCUGAAGGAUGUGAAUUGGGGGGAGGCGUUGGAUCAGGUGGGCGAGAUGUAUUUUGGGAUUAAGAUUCCGAGGCAGGGGAACCCGAUGUUUGAUAUGCUGGGGAGUAUGUUUGGGGGUGGGAUGGGCGGUGGUGGUGCGCCGGCGAAGAAGGCUGUUGGUGGGAGGCCGCCGGCUGCUGGGCUGGAUUGA